AUGCCUCGCGUUUACAUAGGACGACUUGGCUAUCAUGUCCGUGAAAAAGACGUCCAGCGUUUUUUCGGCAGUUUCGGCAAGCUCUUGGAAGUCGAUUUAAAGAACGGUUACGGUUUCGUGGAGUUCGAGGACAACAGAGACGCGGACGAUGCCGUUUACGAGUUGAACGGGAAGGAUCUGUGCGGCGAUAGGGUGAUCGUCGAGCAUGCACGCGGGCCUCGGCGGGACCGGGAUAGCUUCGGUGGGGGUCACUGGGCAUGUGGGGGGCACAGCAGUGGUGGCUACAACAGCCGGAGCCGCCCGGGCAGAGACAAGUACGGACCUCCCGUUCGUACUGAGUAUCGUCUGAUUGUGGAAAACUUGUCGAGCCGUUGCAGUUGGCAGGACCUGAAGGAUUUCAUGCGUCAGGCAGGCGAGGUCACCUACGCCGACGCCCACAAGGAGCGCACUAAUGAGGGAGUGAUUGAGUUCCGCAACCAGUCUGAUAUGAAGCGCGCUAUGGACAAGUUGGACGGGACUGACAUCAACGGGAGGAAGAUUCGUCUGGUGCCGGACUGGCCUCGCAGGCGAAGGUCCUAUUCUGGCAGCCGUUCCAGGUCUCGAAGCCGCCGUCGUUCCCGCAGCAGGAGCCGCAGGAGCUCCAGGAGUCGCUCAAGAUCCAAAUCUCGGUCCGGGUCGCCCAGCAACAAGAGAUCCAAAUCAGGCGGGAGCAAGUCUCGUUCUCGCAACCGCAAAUCCCACUCACGCUCCAAAUCCAAAUCCCCAUCCCGUUCCCCCGAGCGCAAAUCCAAGUCCCGCUCAAAGAGUCACUCCAAAGUGAAGUCGGAGCGCGAUUCCCGUUCUCGCUCCAAGGAGAAGGCCGAUGAGAAGUCCCGCAGUCGCUCGGGCUCCCCCAUGGAGAAUGGUAACGAAGAGCGGGUGGCCAAAUCCGCAUCCCGUUCCCCUUCCCCGCGUGAGGACGACCGCCGUUCCCAGUCCAGGGAGGGGCGCUCGGCCUCUCGUUCAAGAUCACGUUCGCGAUCUAGAUCGGCUUCUCAGGAUUAG
Molecule: messenger RNA, 1044 nt
Organism: Nerophis lumbriciformis (worm pipefish)
Lineage: Eukaryota; Metazoa; Chordata; Actinopteri; Syngnathiformes; Syngnathidae
Source: RefSeq, a predicted model, not a curated record